UUCACCUCGCCAUGGCUUCGUCGUUGGUCUGUCGUGAAACACAAUGCAGGGUGAGUUCCGUUUUGAACAGAGAUGUGAAGCAGUUUGGCAAGAAGUUCAUGUUUGACAGUAACGAAGAGACGUGCUGGAACUCUGAUCAGGGUGAAUGUCAGUGGGUAGCUCUGGACUUUCCACAUCCUGUCAGAGUGUCCAGGUUAAAUGUUCAGUUCCAAGGAGGGUUUUCUGCGAAAGCAUGCAGACUAGAAGGAUCGCUAAGAGGUGAAGACACAAAAGAGAUUCACCAGUUCUACCCCGAGGACAACAACUCACUACAAAGCUUUCCCAUUCAGGAGGCCCCCUCUGUCGACAAAGUAAAAAUAAUGUUCGAGAAUAGCGCUGACUUUUUUGGGAGAAUAAUUGUUUACUCCUUGGAUCUCCUGGGAGAAAAAGCCUUGUGACCACUUUCUAAAAUCCUCUCAUGAGAGAGGAAGUGACUCGUGUGACAAGAACAGUAUCCAGGUCCAUGAUUAUGACGGAUCGUGGUGGAGAGGGUCAAGAUUUCCACAAUAACAAGGAGUGAUGUGGUCUUUCAUGGUAUGCUGUUGUUUCAGAGCCAAGAACUUUUGGACAAUUAAAAAAUAUUAUUUUACAACUAAAGAAUUCUUACACAUUUCUUAUUUGUUGUUUAAUUGAAAUAAACACAAUGCAGAUUUGUAAAGAAAUUGUUCUGGAUGAAUAUUUUAAAUCUAGUUCCUUGAAGAACUGUCAUGUUUGCUUGUAGAGUUUGAGAAUGUGGUCCUCCAACACUUGCUGAACUGUGAAACAAACAAACAUAGUUUAAGGAUAAAAGCUUCUGCUGUAUGUGUUCAAAAAAAUACUUCACACUCAACACCCUAUUCCACCCUAUUGUUUUGUGUGGAUAUUACUACAAACCCCAGUUUUCUUCUCUCCAACCGCUGAUGUUACCUCCAAGCUAUAAUCACUUACAAAGUAAAACAAGGCACUUUUAACUUACAAUAGUUGCAGAUAAGAUGCAGAAGUGCGCGAAUCCAUCCAUUAGUUUA
This is a messenger RNA of Synchiropus splendidus (mandarinfish), 1043 nucleotides long. It is a transcript of the gene nr2c2ap, whose product is annotated as nuclear receptor 2C2-associated protein. The coding region runs from base 12 to 437 and encodes 141 amino acids. The record is from RefSeq and is a predicted model, not a curated record. NCBI's taxonomy places the organism in Eukaryota, Metazoa, Chordata, Actinopteri, Syngnathiformes, Callionymidae. The transcript is spliced from 5 exons.